UAGAUGUAGAUUUCAUGUUUAAUUCAACGUAAAUGCAGUAGACCUCAGAGACAAAAAACUGAUCCCGCAACGCCCUUGUCUUUGGACAUAUUGAUAGUAAUUUAGGUAGAUAUGUACUUACUCAUGUACAUUUUCUUUUAAAACAGAACAAAACAUAAACUUUAUUUCAGACUUGUACAAAAUACAUCAUCAUCAGACAAAAUAUUAUCAUUUAAAUAUUUCAAAUAUAAAUCACAUUCCAUAAUUAUGUAAAAUGUUAACAAUUUUUUUUUGCUUAAUUUAUAAUUGGGCUAGCACAAAGCAAAAUGUAUUUGUUAUUUCUGUAACUACAGAAAUCAUACAAUCAAUGAUAUUUAUUUAUGCUAUAUUACACAGAGGAUUACAGUCAAACAUAUUCUUGAACAUCACUGUGGGUUCAAAUCCUGACACAGUGACUUUUGAUUUUUCACAUCAGGCAGCUAUCCUGAGUUUGCUUGCAGUAUGCCAGUGGUUCUUAACUCAGGUGCCUGCUCAUGCCUGAAACUAUUGCACAAUCAGGAACCUGGGGUCUUCCUAGAUAAUAAAAAUCGGAAAGUGACCAUAUGACCUGAAUUGGUGUUGGCUUAAAACUUGACCAAAAAAGUCUUGAACAGCCCAAACAAAUAUAUCUAUAAAAAGGUUUCCUAAAAGUUGUUAAUUAUUUACAUAAUAUUACAAUUAUUGAGUAUUACUAUUUUGUUGACAGAAUAUUGUCAGAUCUCAGCUUAGAGAACAAAGGGGAUUCACGCCCAGAGGCAAUCUCUGGAGGCAUGCAGAGGAAACUUUCUAUAGCUAUAGCAUUUGUUGGAGGAUCACGCACAGUGAUCUUGGACGAGCCUACUGCCGGUGUCGACCCCUACUCGCCUAAAGCCAUCUGGAAUCUACUCACUUAAUACAAGACAGGAAGGACAAUUAUGGUGUCCACACACAAUAUGGCAGAGACUUUGGGGGAUAGGAUUCUAAUUAUAGCAGACGGCAAACUGAAAUGUGCUGGUACCCCAUUUUACCUUAAGUCUAAACUAGGGGAUGGUUACCGGCUCUGCAUUUUGAAAGAUGAAGGUAUGCAUACUAAUGGACCUUCAGAGCUGAAUGGGAAUAAAGAUGCUCAGAUUCUCACAAUGGUAAAACAGAUAAUCUCAGCUGCCUUUAUAUUCAAGCAUGUAGACAAUGAGGUCCAUAUGACAAUCCCAGUGCAGACGGACGAACAUUUUGUUCCAUUAUUUAGACUUCUGGAGGACAAGAAAAGUGAGUUGGGGAUAGCGAGUUAUGGUAAAUCAGACAGUCGUCUUGAACAGGUGUUUGUAAAGGUCACAAAAAGUUGCGAGGGCAACAAAAUAGCUGGGAUUGUCUACACUUCUCACCUAUAUGUACAUCUUUCUCCUUGAUCUUAUAGUUUUAGUAAAGAUGAGGGUGUCCGACAUUCUGUCCGUGGGCAUGUCUUGUAUUCAAUAUAUUUUUAUAUCAAUGCAACUGUUUAUAAAUAAAUGGUUUUCUUAUGCAUUGCUUAUGUCACAAGCAUCGACUUGGACUGUAAUAUAUUGCAUGGUGCUUUUUUGUAUACCAUACGUAAGCUUAAUCGCAAAUAUUGUUAACAUAAAACUGUGCAGUAAAUUGAUCUGUUAGUAAUGAACAUUCAUCAUUACUGCAUUUUGGGAAAUGAUUUUUUCUUAAUUGUUAAGGGCUUUUAUUUUUUUAUUUAUUGCAAGUUCAUUGUCCAAAGUUGAAUUUCUUCCUGGGAUUGGAAUAUUUUGGAUUGCAUUUUUAUAUUUUGCUCUAUUGGAAGAAUAGUGAGGCUUCUGUUCUUACUCUGGCAUUGGGGCUUGCAUAAAAUGAUGUAACAUUUUCAUUAAAGAUU
Molecule: messenger RNA, 1873 nt
Organism: Ruditapes philippinarum (Manila clam)
Lineage: Eukaryota; Metazoa; Mollusca; Bivalvia; Venerida; Veneridae
Product: phospholipid-transporting ATPase ABCA3-like
Exons: 3
Coding region: 933-1403 (156 amino acids)
Biological process (GO): lipid transport; transmembrane transport
Cellular component (GO): membrane; intracellular membrane-bounded organelle
Molecular function (GO): ABC-type transporter activity; lipid carrier activity
Source: RefSeq, a predicted model, not a curated record